Symbiodinium pilosum is the source of this 705-nucleotide messenger RNA. The record is from the annotation of a GenBank genome assembly. Lineage: Eukaryota; Dinophyceae; Suessiales; Symbiodiniaceae.
AUGUGCGAUAGCAGCAUCUCUCCGCCCACCACCACCACCACCACCAGCACCACUACCACAACAACGACCACAACCACAACAACGACAACGACGACAACCACGACCACAACGGAGACCACAACUUCGUCAACGUCAAGCAGCACCACAACAACACCUUCGUCAACAACAACGAUGACCGAUGCCACCAGCAUCAAUUCGACAGCGGCUCCCGCUGACACCACAGUGGCUCCCACCAGCACAGAGGAAACGUCAAGCUCAUCAACGGAGAGCACCACCGAAGCCAAGGCACGGGUGACGACCACGACUUCGGAGCUCCCAAACGUAACCAUCUCCAGCACCACCUCCAACAACACUUUGCCCUCAACGUCCACAAACUCGACUUCGGCCUCGACUUCGGCCGAGGCACCAGCCGAGACGCCAACCGAUGCGCCGACUGGGGUCGGCAAUGGCACAAAGUGUGUUGAAGUGUUCCAGCAGUGCGGCGGACAAGGAAUCGCCACACCUCUCUGCUGUGAGAGGGGCUCCUUUUGCGAUGAUGCGCGGCCUGAAUACUGGCAGUGCUUGCCUUCGAAGACAGACAUUGAUUGUGCCGGCUAUAACGAACAAUGUGGCGGCAAGGGAUACAAUGGCCCGACGUCGUGCUGCCUUGGUAGCCAGUCAUGCACCAAGAAAACAGAGCACUAUUCCAUCUGCAGCGGAUUGUAG